Molecule: messenger RNA, 1578 nt
Organism: Papilio xuthus (Asian swallowtail)
Lineage: Eukaryota; Metazoa; Arthropoda; Insecta; Lepidoptera; Papilionidae
Product: parapinopsin-like
Exons: 7
Coding region: 1-1578 (525 amino acids)
Biological process (GO): G protein-coupled receptor signaling pathway
Cellular component (GO): membrane
Molecular function (GO): G protein-coupled receptor activity
Source: RefSeq, a predicted model, not a curated record
AUGCCGCGUUGGGGUUACGUGAUGUCUGCUUUUGUGCUGUUCCUGAUUGGGUUCUUCGGUUUUUUCUUGAAUCUCCUCGUCAUCAUAUUGAUGUAUAAGGAUAGACAGCUUUGGACGCCAUUGAAUAUAAUCCUAUUCAAUUUGGUAUGUUCCGACUUCUCAGUAUCGGUGUUGGGUAAUCCAUUCACGCUGAUUUCGGCAUUGUUCCACCGAUGGAUAUUUGGACGGACUAUGUGCGUGCUGUAUGGAUUUUUCAUGGCCCUGUUAGGAAUUACCUCAAUAACAACAUUAACAGUGAUAUCAUUUGAACGAUACAUAAUGGUGACAAGACCGCUUCGGUCACGACGUCUUAGUCCUAAAGGAGCGGCAGGAUUAGUUGUGUUCAUAUGGGCCUAUUCCUUGGCGCUCACCACACCACCUCUGAUGGGCUGGGGUAGUUACGUUAACGAGGCUGCCAAUAUAAGUUGCUCAGUGAACUGGCACGAACAGUCAGUGAACACACUCACUUAUAUUCUGUUUCUCUUCGCGAUGGGUCAAAUAGUCCCGCUGGCGGUCAUUACCUUUAGCUAUAUUAACAUCAUAAGGACUUUGAAAAAGAACUCUCAACGACUGGGGCGCGUGAGUCGCGCGGAGUCUCGCGCCACUGCGAUGGUCUUCAUAAUGAUUGUAGCGUUCACAGUUGCAUGGACGCCGUAUUCACUGUUCGCUUUGUUGGAACAAUUCGCGGAACAAGGGAUCAUAUCUCCGGGCGUCGGUGUUAUUCCAGCUCUGAUUGCAAAAAGUUCAAUAUGUUACGACCCUCUUAUUUAUGUUGGAAUGAAUACACAGUUUCGUCAAUCCAUCAGGAGAUACUUCAGUUCGAUCGGCAGAGGGAAUUCAGAAACUGGAAAGCCAUGCCACAAUACAAUAUUGACACAAAAAUUAUCAGCCGUCAACGAAAUAACUAUACGAUAUAAUACAUCUGAAUCGAAUUUAUUAAAUUCACCCCAAAAGAAUGUAAAAAGUCAAGUAAUACCGGAAAAUAGAAAUGAUGCUACAAGAAGUGAUAUCAACAAUAGAUGUUACUCAAAAAUUCUCGAACUACCGACAAUUCCUGAAACCAAAACACCAUCGGAUACAGAAAAAUCUGGUGAUACUGUAUGUGAUGAUGAUACUAGUACUGGUCAAAUAAAAGUAGACAAUUUCGAACCAUGUAAAUUAGCAGACCAUUCAUUGAUUUUAACUAUAGUUGAUUCUGAAGGAUUUUUUCUAACACAAGCUGUCAAACGUAACAAUAAUAUUGAAGAUCUUUGGAAAAUAUGGAGUAUUGAUGGUUUAGAAAUACAUUCAACAGAUGCUCUACGUUUAGAUGACAAACUUCAAAUAACAAGAACCUUACAAACUAUGAAGCACAGUUAUUCGUUAGAUCUUAGCUGUGUGCAAGAAAAGGGACGAAUAUUCUCGGUGAAAUCAAAACAAGAAUCUUAUGUCCCUGAAAAAAGUUUGCCCAUGGAUAUGAUUGAUACCAAACAUCAACCUAAUUAUAAGAAUUGUAUAUGUUUAAGUGAUAGAAAAUACAUCGACGAUAUAAGUUUGUAG